CCAGCCAGGCGAGCAGUACUUGACGUCAGAUCGCUGGGCCCCGACGAUGAACGGCGUUAAAUCGCGGAGCUGAUUUGAAUCCACCCAAUCGUCACACCGGCCACUCUUCUUCCUCUUCCUCUUCCUCUUCCUCCGCUUCGACGCCACGGCUCGACGACUCUUUUGAUGCGUGUGAGCUGCUUCUUCUCGCUUCUGCUUCAAGAAAGGUCGUCGCCGCUGGGCUCCGCUGCUGCCUUCCUUUUCGCUCUUCUCUUCGCUUUCCAGAAGCGUAAAGACGACUGCUCUGAAGUCGACGGCGACAGCGCCGGAGCCGUUUCUUUUCCUUUCAUACAAGAACCAGAACGAUCGCCGGAGCGAAUCAUGGUGGAAGAGCACGAGUUUGUCGCCGCAACGGCCGAUAGAUCAGCGGAUCACUGGCUCUCCCGCGCGAAUCUCCUUGUCCCUGUCGCCCUCGAGAAGUCCCGGUCUGCCAAUGGCUUCGUCUUGCGCUGGAAAUCCAUCGCUGAGAAGAUCGAGCGCGUGCCCUCCUCCCUCUCUGACCUUUCCAGCCACCCCUGCUUCUCGCGCCACGCUCUUUGCCGCGAGCUGCUCCAGUCCGUUGUGGCCUCCUUGUCCGAGACUGUUCAAUUGUCUGACCGAUGCCUCGGGGCUGAUGGCGUCGCUUCCGUCGGCAAGCUCCAGAUGCAGAGCGACCUAGACGCCCUAGUCUGCAAGCUUGACCUCAACCUUCGUGACUGCGGGCUCCUCGUCAAAACCGGCGUCCUAGGCGAAGCGGCUCUCCCUCCGGCUACCGCCUCGCCGGUGGCGGAUGCCACCAGCUGUAAUCUGCACGAGCUACUCGUUCGCCUCCAGAUAGGGCACGCCGAGGCAAAGCAUCGAGCUUUGGAUGGGUUGCUCGAGGCGAUGCGGGAGGACGAGAAGAGCGUGAUGACAGUUUUGGGACGCAGUAACAUCUCCGCCCUCAUACACAUGUUGACAGCCACAUCCCCCAAAGUGAGAGAGAAAGCCGCCACUGCGGUUUCCUUGCUCACUGAGUCAGGGAACUGUGAGAAUUUGCUUGUCUCCGAAGGGGCGUUGCCAUCUCUGAUCAGGCUUCUGGAAUCAGGGAGCUUAGUAGCACGAGAAAAAGCAGUGAUUUCCCUUCAAAGGCUGUCCAUGUCCGCCGACACUGCCCGUUUGAUUGCCAGCCAUGGUGGUAUUCGCCCGUUGGUAGAAGUGUGCCAAAUAGGGGACUCCAUCUGCCAAUCGGCUGCCGCCGGUGCACUUAAGAACCUCUCUGCAGUUGCAGAAGUGAGGCAGUGCCUCGUGGACGAGGGAAUUAUUAAGAUUAUGAUCAAUCUUCUUGAUUGUGGAGUUGUUUCCGGCUCUAAAGAUUAUGCAGCUGAAUGUUUGCAGCAUCUGACAUCUAGCAAUGAGAAUUUGAGGAGAUCAGUUGUAUCAGCUGGAGGAAUCCGGUGCCUUAUUGCAUAUCUGGAUGGCUCCCUGCCGCAGGAAUCAGCAGUCUCUGCAUUGAAAAAUCUGGUUGGUUCUGUAUCCAAGGAUGCUCUGAUUUCGCUUGGUCUGCUUCCUUGCCUUGUUCAUGUGUUAAAACAUGGAUCCUUGGGGGCGCAGCAGGCCGCUGCAGCUGCCAUUUGUAAGUUUUCCAGCUCAGUGGAGGCCAAGAGAAUCGUCGGAGAGUCUGGAUGCAUUCCUUUGCUUGUAGAAUUACUCGACGCAAAGACCGAUGGCGCAAGAGAGGUGGCUGCUCAAGCUAUAGCUAGCCUGAUGAUUCUUCCUCAUAAUUGUAGGGAUGUCAAGAAGAAUGACAAAAGUGUGCCAAAUUUGGUUCAGUUGCUCAAUCCCAAUCCCCAGAACACAGCAAAGAAGUAUUCAGUCUCCUGUCUCCUAAUCUUGUCGUCAAGCAAAAGGUUGAAGAAGAUGAUGAUUUCAUACGGCGCUAUUGGCUAUCUCAAGAAACUGUCAGAUAUGGACGUUCCCGGCGCAAAGAAGUUGCUUGAGAGAUUGGAACGACGCUGUCUUCGCGGCUUGUUCACCAGGAAAUAGUCUGAAAAUUCUGUCCAUCUGCUUGGUAUUCCUUGAGUUCUAUGUUUCACCAUCUCUUUGAAGCAUAAACUCAAAUGGCAUGUAAGCUCAAAUAUAAACCUGCACUCAUCACAACUCUGUCAUGUGUUUCAACCUUGCUGUUUCAGGUUACGUUGAACAAGUCAGUAGCUUCUCGUAUAUUUCAUUUGUGCUUUCUUCAAUUUAUUUAUCGUCUGUUAAAUUAGCUAUAAGACAUAAAUUGGUUGGGCAGGCUAGAGUGGAAUUAUUCAAACUGGUUUAGAGAGGCAAAAUUGAAAGAAAACAGCUGGUAGGAUGGCCUUUUGAUAAUGAAUUAAAAGGAUGUGAUGUCCCUUUUAAUCUUUACUGUCUAUAAUGACUAUUUAGGCACCAAUCUUUGGAUUGAAAGAUUUGGUUGAGAAUGAUAAUUGAGGACUGUAGUACCUAAAGAGAGGACACUUGAAACAGAUUGAAGUUAGCUGUCAGUGUGCUAGAAACAAUCAGAAGGGUGAGUUUAAUACUCUAACUAGUU
Messenger RNA from Zingiber officinale, 2572 nucleotides. RefSeq lists its product as uncharacterized. The record is from RefSeq and is a predicted model, not a curated record. Bases 166 to 2043 code for a protein of 625 amino acids. Gene Ontology annotation, molecular function: protein binding. The transcript has 2 exons. NCBI's taxonomy places the organism in Eukaryota, Viridiplantae, Streptophyta, Magnoliopsida, Zingiberales, Zingiberaceae.